UGUUGCCCCGUUGGAGAAAAAUUACCGCUAAAACCAACCAAGACCACACAUGUCAACAAGACCGUGAAGAGACUGCUUGAGAUUUGAGUGUCUGUGUGUUUGCUGCUUGUAUUCACUCCCCCCUAGGCAAACAUACACACAGACACACACACACUCACACACAGACACAGAUACAUCACACACACACACACACACACACACACACACACACACAUACACACACAGACAUGAGCAUAACACGUUUCUUGACCACAGCCACCCUGCCUCACCUCACUCUCCACCACACUCCCCUACCACUGCGGCGAGAACCUCCUCUCAAACUCACCACACUCACCACACUACACAGACAUUACACGAAGCCUCCUGAAGAGAACAGCAGUGGGAGGACGGACACAACAGGGACAGAGGCUAAGGGAGAGGGGUUUCUUAGGGUUCCAGAGUUCCCUAAGACCUUCAUUGGGUCUGCUGUAAGGUCAAAGGAAGGCAGCAAGAAGGCAGAUGACUGGAAUGACAUUUUGAACAGGUGGUAUCAGCAGUAUCAAGAUUUUGUCGGCAUUACUGAUCUCAAGAAGGCCCAGGAUAGAGUGACGGAACUAUCGGAGGGCCUUCUGGCGGCGCAGGGUGAGCGGCGACGACUGCAACGAGAGAUAGAAGACUUCCAGGCCAGACUUGUACAGAAUCACCAGCACAUCACCAAGACGGAACAGUACUCUCAAGAACACAUGCGCCUCUUCUCCCAGGCGCGGGAGUUGAACGACCGGCUGCGUGAGGUGCGUGGUCAGUUCGCCGGGUACGAACAGACUGAACGUGACACUUUUACUCAGCUGUCGGCCGCCAUCAGGGACUGCCAUGAAAGGGAACGCAUGCAGGCUGAGCAGGGGAAGUACUGGUCCAUCAUCGCGUCGGUGGUGUCUGCAGCCCUUGCCUCGGUCAUCACAUCUGUCAAUAACUGGGUAAGGAUACGAGAAAUCAAGGAUCAUGUUACUACUUCCCAGCAAUCUCUCCAGGAAGGUUACCAGCAGAUGCACCAUGAUAUCCUCUCCUCCAUGGCUUCACACAACUCCCAGGGACCUGUCAAGCCUUCCCAGAGCACUCAGGAAGCCGGCCAAGGGGUGAAGGCAUCUGGAAGUGUGGUUUUACCUGGAGAAUUUAAAGAACUGGGUGUUGCGGAUAUGGACGCAGGCAGUGGAGGUUCCGGGAGUCCUGCCGAGCGGAUGAACGGAAUGGUAGAUGGACUGAUGGAUGUGGCGAAAGAUGCAGUGAAGAUCUCUCAGGCUGCGGAAAAACUGGCCAGUCUGUCGCAGGAAUUUGUCGCCGCAAGGAAAAUUCGGAGGAGAUUCGUGCGGUCUCUAAACAAGCUGUCGAGAACUUGACGAGCUUCCGAGAGUCUAGUCAGCCAGCUCUCGGCUGCACUAGGAGCCAGGCAGGGGGCAGUGGUACCCUUGCCGGCGGAGGUAGUGGUAGGAGGCAGCAGUAGUGGUAGUGGUGGUGGUAGUGGUGAUGUCAGCUACCCAAGAGUUGCAGCCACGAUGAUGGUUGGUGCUGCGCUGGGAACUCUUGUGACUGCGUUCUUCCUUGGGGCUUUAGGGGGCUCGGGGGGCUGAGAUGCACACACACACACACACACACACACACACACACACACACACACACACACACACACACACACACACACACACUAGUAAAUUUUAUGCACAAAUUAAUAUAACUUUAUUCUUGUUUCAUUAUAGCUUCUGCAAUAGUAUUUAUAGUGUUUUAGGGCUGUGUGUGUGUGUGUGUGUGUGUGUGUGUGUGUGUGUGUGUGUGUGUGUGUGUGUGUGUGUGUGUGUGAGAAUACUUAAUUUCUACCUCAGCUUAUGUUUUUUUCAACGUUCUUUCUGUAUAUAUGUGCAUAUGUCACACACACACACACACACACACACACACACACACACACAGAGCAUAGUGUAGUGGUUAGUACACUCAAUUCACAACUGAGAGGGUCUGGGUUGGAGUCCCGGUGCGGCAAGGCAAAUGGGCACGGCUGUUGAUGUGUAGGGUGUGUUGAGGCAGAAGUAAAUAGGUACGGGGUGUAACUGGAGGGGUUGUGGCCUCGCUGUCCCGGUGUGUGGAGUGUGUUGUGGUGUGUUAAUGUGUAGGGUGUGUUGAAGCAGCAGUAAAUAGGUACGGGGUGUAACUGGAGGGGUUGUGGCCUCGCUGUCCCAGUGUGUGGAGUGUGUUGUGGUCUCAGUCCUACCCGAAGACCAGCCAGUAUGAACUCUUAAGCUCGCUCCAUAAUGGGGAAGACUGUUUGGGUGACUAGCAGACGACCGAGGUGAAUUACACACACACACACACACACUUAGCCAUGUCAGCCCAAGAUGAAAAGUAACAGUAGUAGUAGUAAUAGUAGUAGUAGUAGUAGUAGUAAUUUAUUUAGUCAUUCCUUGCUAACUGACUAGACUCAUAAUAGAAUAGUUUGCCUAGUGUUGUGUUGCAGGCAAGUUGUCAAGUGUUUAUGUAUUGUUAUUGCAACUUGUGUGUAUCAAUUCUCUCUCUCUCUCUCUCAAAUAAAAGAAAAUAUAAUG
Portunus trituberculatus (swimming crab) is the source of this 2567-nucleotide messenger RNA. Its product is annotated as mitochondrial potassium channel-like. NCBI's taxonomy places the organism in Eukaryota, Metazoa, Arthropoda, Malacostraca, Decapoda, Portunidae. The record is from RefSeq and is a predicted model, not a curated record.